Molecule: messenger RNA, 1203 nt
Organism: Eimeria maxima
Lineage: Eukaryota; Apicomplexa; Conoidasida; Eucoccidiorida; Eimeriidae
Exons: 8
Coding region: 1-1203 (400 amino acids)
Molecular function (GO): protein binding
Source: RefSeq, a predicted model, not a curated record
AUGUCACGAAACACCUUUGUUUGCCUCUUGUUUUCUCAGGAUGUCGACACUGCAUUCCAAACUGAAGCAGCUGUGGCAGCAAUUGCCGACGCGCUCGAUAAGGUAGAACGCUCAGGGUUCCAGGAGGCGUUGCAGCAACUUCUCAGUCUUGAGCAGGUCGACAGCAAACCCUGUGGUCAAGAAAUACCGGUUGGGCGGUGUGGGCAUUCCGCUUGCCUGUGGGAAUCCUCGUCUUCACAAGAAGAUGCUGAGUUUCACGAUAACGAGAUUGCAUCAACGGUUGGGCUUCAGGUUGUCGUCUUUGGAGGAUGUGGUGGAGUGAAAUAUGAGAGAACUGCGCUAGCUGACGUUUGGUCCUUGGAUUGCAAUACUUGGGCGUGGCAGCAGCACACCUUUACAGGCACAUCGCCUGCCCCUCGGCAAGGACAUUCUGCAGUCGUGAAGGGGAACAUGAUGUUUGUCUUUGGUGGUUGGAGCAGCGAAGGGAACUACAACGACCUAUUUGCCUACGACUUGGAAAACCGCGACUGGUGUGAGGUAGACGCUCCUUGGCCCGGCGGUGGGGCGCGUUGGAACAUGUGCGGGUUGCUUGUCCACGCGAGGCCGAGUACGAAAUUUUUUAUCUUUGGAGGGGCAUCAAGUGAGGCGUCUGAAAAUCCCAGGAGGUUUCAGACACAUCUUUGUUCGGAUAUUGGUGUCCUAACGCUUGCUGAAGAAUGCCACUGGGAUUUCAUUACCACAGUCUCUGCAGCCGCGGCUGCAGCAGAGCAACGCGAGACUGUGGAGAGGUCGGGUCAACUUAAACGCAGAGGGCAAGGGAGCAUCGCGAACUCAUCACAGCAGGCGCCAGCAGCAACUGCAGACCUUCCCUUGCCCCGAGAGGGUGCGACAAUGGCCUAUUUUGCCGAAGACUCGACUCUGGUUGUCUUUGGUGGCUGGAGCGGCAAGUGGCUUGGAGACCUAUGGACAUGUUGCGUCUCCUCUGUUGUGGGCCCUCCAUACGCUGUCCUCGGCCUGUCCCCCCCUUGUGGUCCGAUGACGGGAGGCACACCAAUAAUCCUUAAAGGUGCCGGAUUUACAACGGGGUCCAUUAUUGUGAGAUUUUCUGUUGGAGACUUCUUCGCCGAUGUCCCCGGCACUUUCGUGUCUUCAACGGAAAUUCAUGCGGUAACACCAAAUGUCAAGUCUGCCCUGGGUGCGUAG